Messenger RNA from Manis javanica (Malayan pangolin), 1746 nucleotides. The record is from RefSeq and is a predicted model, not a curated record. Lineage: Eukaryota; Metazoa; Chordata; Mammalia; Pholidota; Manidae.
AUGAGAAUCGAGUUUGAGGGGCACGAUCUGGGGGGCACAGCGCCCGCCCUAGUGCAGGGAGCGCCGGAGCUCGCUCGCAGGCCGGGGCCGCUGCCUGGGGGCGGCUGGGGGCCGCACGCUCCACCCCGGUCCCUCCUCCCGCUGCGCCGGGGGAGGAGAGGGUCGGGGCGAAGGCCCGCGCGGGGCGGACGGAGGACCACGCCCGCGCGCAGCCCACCCUCCCGCCGCCCCCGGCGCCGCCGCGGCGGGCAGAGCUCCGCGGUGCGGCCAGGGAGCAGCAGCUGGGGUUGGCGCGCUCGCGUUCCCGUGAGCAGCUCGCGGCAGCGCCGAGAUGCGGAAUUUGCACUGGAUGCAUGGAUGUUUCCAGUGGGUGAUGAAGUAUGUUCCAGAAUACCUCAGCCCUUUUUUAUCAGCUCGGAAUGGUUCCAAUACCCUGCUAAUAUCAUCAAAAUGAAAAAAUGCUAUUUACCUGGUAGAGAGAGAAAAAUGAUUGCAAUCAGGAGGACAGAAGCAGUGGCAAGAAGGAAACACAUGCCAGCAGAGGCAAGAGUGUGGGUUCAGAGAAUGGGGGGGUCUUUUCCAACUGAGGUGGUCAGAAGAAGCUGCUUGGAAGAUACGGGAACAGAACUGGAUCUUCAACAGAGAGAUGGUGAGGAAAGGUCCGGGUAUUUUAGACAGCACGUCUGCCUGUUAAAGAAAAGUCUUUGUCUGAAGACUGGGGUGGACGUCCAUCCUGAGGACAGCACAGUGCCUCAAUCCCAUCUCAUUCAAGGGCACCCGCUGAAGCCAUGUGGCAGCUCUCAUGGAACACCUUGCUUCCAAAUUCACAAUGCAGUUUGGGUAAUUUGUGAAGCUAUGCUGCCACCUAGAGGCACAGAACUGUAUAAUGUUCACAGAAGUGUAACGUGUUUAAAACAUUUACAUUUUACAGAACUUCAGAAAGACUUUGAUCGGUGGGAUUCUUUGAUUGAAGGGGAAGAUGAUAAUCUUAUUCCAGGGACCAAUAUUGACACAAUCAACCAAUAUGUCAGUCUACAGAAUUCUACAAGAAUAGAGAAAUACAAUUUAGACUAAAAGUACUUUUUUAAAGUCUUGUUUAGAGACUAAAAGUGUGUGUGUGUGUGUGUAUGUAUGAUUUUAAUGUUUCUUUCUCAAAUAACUCAUACUAAAAAGUGUAGGCUAUGCCAUAAUAAUGAUUGAAGCUUAGACUAAGAUUCUUUUUUCAUUUAAAUGUGAAGAAAUACUGCUGUAUAUAAAAAUCAGAACCAGCCUAAAUUUUAAUUUUACUAAAAUAAUCCUUUUUAGUGUCAAAAUUAAUAACUGCUUUUAUAUUACUCUAAUCGAAAAGUAUAUUAACACAAGCACAAUGCCAAAGAAAACAUGAUGAUGAAAUAACACUCCCUAAAAAUACAAUAAAAACAGAUUUCUUGCCUCUUUUUUCUGUAGAAUUGAGUUUUAGCAACAUAGUAUUCUAGGUAGAGUUUGGCAGUACUUCCCUCUGACUCUUGGUCAUGCUAAGAAAAUUAGAUCAAGCAGAUAAUAAAGCCAUUGUUUUACGACAGGAUUAGUGAUUCUGUACAAUUUCAAUAUGAUGACUAAAUGGGGAGCAGAUAAAGGAAAGAAUAUUGGAGACAAAGCAAAGGCAGACGAUUAAAGUGGAUUAAAAACAGUUGAAAAUUUCUGGGAAUUGCAUUCCUAGGAAUUUACACAAAGAAAACAACUUCUCAGAUUCAAAAAGACAUAUGC